GCGUGUUUAUUUGAUGGUAAUGAAAUAAAAAGACAGCGCAUUCAAAAAGAUUCCACAUUCGAACUUUUAACAAAAGAAAGCAUAGAUGUAGAUGAAGAUUUGAUCAUUGGAAACUUUAAUAUUAGAGU
Molecule: messenger RNA, 128 nt
Organism: Dentiscutata heterogama
Lineage: Eukaryota; Fungi; Glomeromycota; Glomeromycetes; Diversisporales; Gigasporaceae
Source: the annotation of a GenBank genome assembly